UAUCCUCUUUUAGCUCCCUCGCUUUAUUCUGCAAAUUCUAUGAGUUUCUUAACUCCAGUCAUUAAUAAUGGCGUUUACAGUUCCUCUAUUCAACCUUGCUCCAGAUUUGACUGUCUCCAGACUCUGUUUAGGAACCAUGACUUUCGGUGAGCAAAACACCUUGGCUGAAUCAUUUCAACUCCUCGACAAAGCUUUCAACUCAGGAAUUAACUUCUUCGAUUCUGCUGAAAUGUAUCCAGUACCCCAGCGUGCAGAAACUCAUGGCACAAGUGAGGAGUAUUUUGGGCGUUGGAUUAGAGAAAGAAAAGUCCCUCGCGAUAGUGUUGUUUUUGCCACUAAGGUCAGUGGACCAUCUGGACAAAUGUCUUGGAUUCGAAAUGGACCAGAAAGCGUGGAUGCUCGGAACAUAACUGAGGCUAUUGACAAUAGCCUGUUGCGUGUAAAGACGGACUACAUUGACUUGUAUCAAAUUCACUGGCCUGAUCGCUAUGUUCCUAUGUUUGGAGAAACUGACUAUGAUCCCCUACGACAUUAUACUCCAGUAUGUUUCGAGGAACAACUUGAUGCUCUAGAAAGAGCUGUUGAUGCUGGUAAGAUCAGAUACAUUGGCCUUAGUAAUGAAACACCAUAUGGCAUUAUGAAGUUCCAACAAGUUGCCAAAAGUAGAGCAGGGAAUCUUCAAAUAGUGUCUGUUCAGAAUGCGUACAACUUGUUAUGUCGAAAUUUUGAUUUAGCUAUGGCCGAAUGCUGUCACAAUGAGAGGAUAAGCUUGUUGGCAUACAGCCCUCUGGCCAUGGGCAUACUUUCUGGGAAGUACUUUGCCGAGGAUGGUGGUCCACCUAAUGCUCGUUUAAAUCUGUUUAAAGGGAGAUAUAAGGAAGGGGAGUCCAGAUAUGACCUGUCAAAAUCUAAUGUUUUAUAUGCUGCCAAAUCAUACCUAGAGAUUGCAGACAGAUAUGGCAUUCAUCCAGUUUCUCUUGCAAUUGCCUUCAUUAUGAGACACCCUCUCGUGGCUAGUGUUGUUUUUGGAGCCACAAAAGUUUGGCAGCUUGAAGAGGUUCUUGCUGCAUGUAAGGUCAACAUCAGUCCUGAGAUAAUUACCGAGAUCAACAAGGUCCACUCGAGGUUUCCAAGCCCUUGUCCAUAAUCAUAUCAACGUCCCUGCUCGUAAAGAGGCAAGUUAAAAUGUACUACUGCUGCAGAUUAUGAUUUCUGGAUAGAACAUUAGAACUUGAUCAUUGAUAACUGAUGGAGAUAUAUUAAUCUACCGUCAAACAGAGAUGUAAGAUUUUAACUUGAUUUGUUCAACAUUUAAGGUCGUUAACACUUACCAUUG
Messenger RNA from Solanum verrucosum, 1336 nucleotides. RefSeq lists its product as uncharacterized. Lineage: Eukaryota; Viridiplantae; Streptophyta; Magnoliopsida; Solanales; Solanaceae. Bases 68 to 1147 code for a protein of 359 amino acids. The transcript is spliced from 12 exons. The record is from RefSeq and is a predicted model, not a curated record.